AUGGGGUACAUGGAGGGUAUUAACUAUAGUUACUAUACUAUAAUACAUCGGGAGGCAUUGGCUGCCAAGAAUUUACUGUCAAAUGUGGGGAAAAGUGAUUUUGACGAAAUCAUCAGUGAUGUGGUAAAGAUAGUGAAUAAUAUCCGUGCAAAAGCAAAAAAGAGUCGCAUGUUUGAACAGCUUUGCAAGGAAAUGGAUGCAGAAUUUUCUAAGCUCCUACUUCAUGCAGAAGUUCGUUGGCUGUCUUGUGGCAAAGUGUUGAACAGAUUUCUAACACUAAGAGAAGAAGUGUGUGUAUUUCUGACAGAAGAAGAAGACGAAAGGGCUGUCAAGCUCCAGGACAACUACUGGAUUGCCAGAUUAUCAUACAUGGCUUCUAUCUUUGAGAAACUGAAUCAAUUAAACCUAUCCCUUCAAGGCUUUGGUGGGGAUAUUUUUGAUGUCACUGGCAAGAUUGAAGCUUUCAAGUUAAAGAUUGGGUUAUGGAAAAGAAAAGUUGAAACUAAGGACUUCGCUAAUACCAGAUUAGCCAAUCUGGAAUCAUUGACACCUACUUUGCUAGAACUGUCCACUGAUUUUGCACAGAAGUCAUCAUUCCAUGAAUUCUCCUACUAUGGAGAUUUCUGGUGCUCACUUUUAGGAAUUCCAGAGUACCAAGAACUUGCACGAAUGGCCAUGACUUAUCUAGUGCGGAUGCCAACAACAUAUCUGGCAGAGAAAGGCUUCUCUAAUCUGGUGGAUAUUAAAACAAAAAAGCGAAACCAGUUACAAGAUGUGGAUUCUCUGAUGAGGGGGGCACUGGAAAGUGAAAUAAAACCUCGCUUUGAAAAGAUUGUUGGAACAAUGCAGCAGCAACCCAGCCACUGA
Portunus trituberculatus (swimming crab) is the source of this 867-nucleotide messenger RNA. Its product is annotated as SCAN domain-containing protein 3-like. Lineage: Eukaryota; Metazoa; Arthropoda; Malacostraca; Decapoda; Portunidae. Bases 1 to 867 code for a protein of 288 amino acids. The transcript has 3 exons. The record is from RefSeq and is a predicted model, not a curated record.